AUGCAAAUGCACUUCCCUGAGGCUAUUAUACCAAUUGCCUUGAUUCAUAACAUGAUGCCAGAUAUUAUAUCCUACGCGAAAGCCAUAAUUCAAACUCGUCCUUCCGGAUUCCUCUAUGAAAGACCUGAUUUUCGUUUGUUCAGUUUGUAUCUGGACAUUAUUAUCCAGAAUCCUAUAUUGUACGUUGAUGACUUGAAUAUCCAGAAUUUGUCAUUGGAAGUUGAUGACUACGGCAACAUGAUCACCGACUUAAUCAUUGAAGAGUCCAUGGAAGAUCCUAAUAAUAUUAAGAUGGUUCCUGCAUCAAAGAAUGCCAUUGAGUCUCUUGAGAAAGUGAAGCUUGAAAAUAAUAACCACCUAGCAGAGAGGUGCACUAUUUGUCUAACUGAAUUUGAUUAUGGUGAUGAUGCAGAACAAGUUUCAUCAAUGCCUUGUAAGCAUGUAUAUCAUCAAGAAUGCCUCGUGCAAUGGCUCAAGACUAGUCAUUUAUGUCCUUUAUGUCGCGACAAGGGAGACAGGGGAUGGAGAGGUGUGGCACAAGGUGCUUUGCCAAAGGAUGAGGGGCAGAUGCUUCGUGUUUUGGCCUUCUGGUUCUGGUUUCUCUCUCCUCGCCGAGACCCCUUCGUCGCCAGCCGCCUCCUCUCCUCCUCCGCCCUCUCCCCCUUCGCCGACCUCACCCUCGCGUCUAGAAUCUUUUCCUCCCUCCCAUACCCACCCAACACCUUCAUGUGGAACACCCUCAUCCGCGCCCACGCCUCUAGCCCCAAUCCCCAUUACUCUCUCUGCCUUUACGUCUCCAUGAGGAAGCUAGGCGCUAUUCCAGGGAAACACACCUUCCCCUUUCUCCUUAAGGCCUGCUCUAACAUUCCCUCCCUGCCAGCCUGUACCCAGGUUCACACACACGUGCUGAAAUUCGGGCUGUGCUUUGAUUCCCACGUGGCCAAUGGUUUGGCCAAUGGUUUAUGUUCCGGAGAUUUUGCCCUUGCGCGCCUUAUGUUCGAUGAAAUGCCGGACAGGAGUUUGAGUCUUUGGACGACGAUGGUUUGUGGGUAUGCUCAGAAUCAAUGUUAUGAUGAGGGUUUGGGGCUUUUUCAUGAGAUGAUUGCGGAUGGAUUGGAGCCCAAUGCUGCGACGCUGGCUUCAGUGUUAUCGGCUUGCGCUCGGGCGGGGUAUCUUGAGCUUGGGCAGAGGAUUCACGGGUUCAUGAAGGUGAAGGGGUUUGAAGUGAAAGUGAUUCUUGGGACGGCGUUGGUUUACAUGUAUGCAAAGAAUGGGGAGAUUGUUAUGGCUCGGAAGUUGUUUGAUGAAAUGACUGAGAGAAAUGUUGUUACUUGGAAUGUGAUGAUCUCUGGCUUGGCUACUCAUGGACAUGUUGAAGAUGCUCUUGGUCUCUUUGAGAAGCUGAAGGAGGAGCAAGCUGUCGUCCCUAACAAUGUCACUUUCUUAGGGGUUUUGUCGGCUUGUUGUCAUGCUGGCUUGGUUGAUGUUGGUCGUGAGAUCUUUUAUUCGAUGAAAAAUGUGUAUGGGGUUGACGCAAAGAUUGAACAUUAUGGGUGCAUGGUGGAUCUUCUUGGAAAAGAGGGUAAGUUGAUAAACUGGUAAAAGGAAUGCCUUGGAAGCCUGAUAUUGUUAUUUUAGGAGCUUUGUUGGCAGCUUGCAAAAAUAAUGGAAAUACCAAGGUUGCUAAAAGAGUCGUAAAAGAAAUUCUUGCUCUGGAACCUCAUAAUCAUGGUGUUCAUGUUGCUAUGUCGAAUAUAUAUUCAGAGGCUGGACAAUGGAAUGAAGUUUUGAGACUGAGGAAGGUUAUGAAAGAAGAAAGACUAAAGAAAACUCCAGGGUGGAGCCUUGUUGCUACUUAAUUGAGCAUUGUCCAAAAGAUUUCGUUUUUUCAAUUGUCAUAAUUAACCAAAGGAGUAGACUUAAGUUGCUCAAAUGUGCCUCUGAUUAAAUCCUAAAUCACUUCUAUUUGAACUAUUUCUGCUACUUGGAAGGCCAAAAUUAGUUGAGGUGGUUGCCGAAAAGGUGGUGUUGCAGUACUACUUAUUAAUGUCUGAUUGUCGCAUCCUAGUCGCAAGAACAUAAGCAACUGCUUGAGGUUCACUUCAAAGGAGUUUCUUCUUGAAAAGUGUCAUUCAAAAUGGAAUUGCUAAUAUUAAAAUUUUGGACGGAGUUAUGCUUUGGUAUGGCUAAUGUCAACAUUACUGAAUGAUUGUAUGAUUCAGAUAACUUAGAAGCUUUUCAGACAAAGAAGCAACUCCUAUGCUCCUAUUAGGAGAAAUAUGCAUGACAUGAACACUUAAACAGGCCUUGAUCAUGUCCAAGGUGUGUUGAUGAAUGCAGAGGGUGAACAGUGUGGUAACAGCUAUAUCAUAAAACUUGGUAUUUUCAAGAGCUAUUAAGAUGAAAGAUCACUCGAGUGUUGGUCUAGUGUGUUUCUCGAUAAAAGUUAAUCUCCCUAGAGGAAAACAGCGAUGAACUUGGUCCUGGUAUAUCUACCCUCUUGGUUUGUGACCAGUCUAGGAAAGAUCUAUGAGACAUUAGAAUAGAAGCAACCGUGUUAAACACUGAAGUAGCUGGCUCAUAUAAUCACCCAGAGCUACUCUUCUAAUGUGAACUGAUGCAGGCUGCGGCUCUCUAUUUAUUGGCUUACAAGCAAAACAUUAACUAAAGGAGGUUGCAGUUGUGGCCUAACAUAUUCAAUGGUUGACACGCCACUGACAGACUACAAUGGAAAAAAUGGACCGUAAAUUUACGCAGAUGAGCAUGUAAGGAACCGGACAGAGACAGCGGAUGCAAACCAUGUGAUUUGUGGUAGUUAUGGCUAUACCUUAUAGGUGCUAACUUUUCAUAACAUUUUAAGGGGAAAAAAAAGGAAAGAAAUCUCGCUGAUUCUUGUAGGAAGGAGGAAAUUAUAAUAUUCAAGAUUACGCAUCUGGUAACCUGCAAAGUUGCAGGAAGUGAUUCCUAACCGUACCAUUCAGCAGCCCAAAAGUAAAAAUAGUCUUCCGACAUUGACAAGACAGAUAGAAAAAGCAAAGAUUCAGUUUGGAAGGUUGAGAGACAUGACUGGCGUGUUUAAAUGUUAAUCUUUCUGGAACUGUAGAAGCUGCGAAUGUGAGACACUGAAUCAACGUGGGGGUCUGCUCAUCAUCAGCAGAAGGUUCAUUUGCAAGGAAAGCAUGAGGAGCUAUUGGUACAUAUGCGAAAAAUGCAGGAGAUGGGGUUGGGGCUAUUACUCUGUUUGCAUGCAAAUCAUGAGAUGGGACUAUAGGCUCACUUGCCAACACAAUCUUUUGCGGGGGAAGGAGAUUGAGUUGGGGUUAUUGCCUAAAUUUCAGGCAAAUCAUGAGAUGGUGUUAUAGGUUCAGAACUUGCAGGAAAAGCUUGAGAUGGAGUUGGGGCUAUUGGUUUGUUUAUCUGGAAUGCAUGAGAUGGAGAUAUUGGCUCACUUGCUAAUUCAAUGGCUGAAACACCACUCAGGUUGUUUGUACAUCAAACUGCUCUCAAUCUUUUUUUUUUUCUUUUUUUUUUAAGGCGAUUUUUUAUUUGUUUUGU
Messenger RNA from Arachis stenosperma, 3555 nucleotides. Its product is annotated as pentatricopeptide repeat-containing protein At2g36730-like. Gene Ontology annotation, molecular function: protein binding; zinc ion binding; RNA binding. Gene Ontology annotation, biological process: RNA modification. NCBI's taxonomy places the organism in Eukaryota, Viridiplantae, Streptophyta, Magnoliopsida, Fabales, Fabaceae. The transcript is spliced from 5 exons. The record is from RefSeq and is a predicted model, not a curated record. The coding region runs from base 1 to 1602 and encodes 533 amino acids.